This is a messenger RNA of Colletotrichum higginsianum IMI 349063, 1962 nucleotides long. RefSeq names its product ATP-grasp superfamily protein. NCBI's taxonomy places the organism in Eukaryota, Fungi, Ascomycota, Sordariomycetes, Glomerellales, Glomerellaceae. The coding region runs from base 1 to 1962 and encodes 653 amino acids. Gene Ontology annotation, molecular function: metal ion binding; ATP binding. The transcript is spliced from 3 exons. The record is from RefSeq and is a predicted model, not a curated record.
AUGUUGUUGCCAACCGCAAUGGGUCACACAGACACCAUGAUCGCCAGCCUCAGUUGGAACAUUGUGGUCAAGACUGGCGAGGAGCACGUCACCCUGCAAGCCUCCCGGACAACCAUCCUACCUGGUACCAUAGAGGCUGGGCAGCGCCACUGGUAUCUGGACUUGGAGCGCGUCUCUCCCCAACAGGCGUCAUCCGUGGAAAGCCCUCUGGUCAUCCAUCUGGAUGAUGCCAACAACGCCGCCACUUCCUUGCUGGAAAGCUUCAUCAACCAAGACCCCCGCCAUGCCGCCAUCCUCAGGCUGGCCUUCUCGGGAGAGGCCGGCACCGUCAUCAGGUCGGAUUUUCUCUCCUACCGCCUUCACGGCUGCGAGGAUACUCCCCUGAUCGUGGGCUUCCUCGACCCUUUGUCCCCCGUGAUCGCGACGACCCCAGACCAGGCAACCCGCGUCAAGACAAGGGACGACUUCCUCUCCCUCCUCCACGCCGCCGUCGGUGGCGUCGUCGCCUGCGCCAACACCCCGGAAGACACCGCUCAAGCCCUCCGCGCCCGUCUGGACGACGAGUUCAACAAACGCCUCUCCGCCCCGUGGAGCGUGCCGCCGCAGCCCCUCGCCCGGAAACGCGUCUUCUGGGUCCAGGGCCGCGCCAACAUCGAAGCAAGCCAGCAGUUUUACAAGGCCGCCCGCGCCCUCGGCAUCACGCUCGUCGUCCUCGACGAGCCCGGCCACUGGCUCGAGGACGACAGCGGCCCGCACGCGCACUACCGCGAGGCCUUCAUCCCCAUCAGCAUCGCGGGCGACGAGAGUCUCACCCAGCGCGUCGUGGAUGCCGUGCGGGCGUACCCGCACCCCGUCCACGGGGUCGUGUGCAUCAGCGACGUGAGGCUGCCGCUCGUCGCGCGGGCGUGUGAGAUCCUGGGACUGCCCACCUCCAGCUCGGCGGCGUAUUCCAGGGCGGGGAACAAAGGCGCCUCGAGGGAGAUGGAGUCUGCUGCGUCUGGGCAGGAGGACGGUUUCGUUCUGCACUCCGCGGCGGAUCUCGAUGCGGUCCUGGCAGAGAAGGGAGGGGGUCACGCGUUGAGCUACCCGCUGAUCGUCAAGCCUUGCACUGGCUGGAACAGCGACUGCGUGGUGAAGGCGCGCAACGAGGGGGAGCUGCGGGCCGCUGUGCUUCGGGCGUCGGAGAGACACGCGGCGUCGGCGGCGAGGAGCACGAGCGUGGUGAUCGAGCCGUACGUGGACGGGCCCGAGGUGGACGCCAACUUCAUCGUGCUGGACGGCGAGGUGCUCUUCUGCGACGUCACGGACGACUUCCCCUGCUCUGCCGACCUGCCGGGGACGGAGGCGACGAAGGCUGCCAACUUCAUGGAGACCCUCAUGGACGUGCCGUCGGCGCUGCCGGACGGGGAGAAGGUCAUGAUGCGGGACUCCCUGGCCAAGACCAUCGCCCGGCUCGGGUUUCAGUCCGGCGUGUUCCACUGCGAGGCCAGGGUCCGCGGGUCGCGAGCCUACUAUGCCGUCGACCCCGCCGACGACGGGAUUCUCGACUUACACGUCCGGGAAGACGCUACCGCUGCCGCCGCCGCCGCCGCCCCGUCCUGUUUCUUGCACGAGGUCAACGCGCGCCCGCCGGGCUACAUCAACUGCGUGGCGGCCCUGCUCGCCCACGGCGUCGACUACUACGCCGUGCGGCUUCUCCUGAGCCUCGGGCCGGAGGAGGACGCCCGCGUGAGGGCCCUCUCCCGGCCCUUUCUGCAGGGAAAACCCCAGUACGUGCUGGGCAUCUCGGUGCUGGCCCCUACCCGGCCGGGCAUCAUGGGGUCGGACGACGCGGUGCGGGACUUCCUCGAGGCGAACCCGGAUCUCGCGCGCCACGUCGUGCACUACCAGACGGUCAAGGAGAGGGGCGACACGGUGCAGGGCCCGGACUCGAGCGAGCUUUGCCAGGCUGUUGUUCACUAG